Gastrolobium bilobum is the source of this 958-nucleotide messenger RNA. RefSeq names its product glucose-6-phosphate 1-dehydrogenase, cytoplasmic isoform-like. The transcript is spliced from 7 exons. Bases 232 to 639 code for a protein of 135 amino acids. NCBI's taxonomy places the organism in Eukaryota, Viridiplantae, Streptophyta, Magnoliopsida, Fabales, Fabaceae. Gene Ontology annotation, biological process: pentose-phosphate shunt, oxidative branch; glucose metabolic process. Gene Ontology annotation, molecular function: NADP binding; glucose-6-phosphate dehydrogenase activity. The record is from RefSeq and is a predicted model, not a curated record. Gene Ontology annotation, cellular component: cytosol.
GCCCUUUCUCUUUCACUUUCCACAAGGCACUCUUCCACUCUUACACUUCACAUUUAUCUAAAAAUCUCAACAUUUAAAUUUUGUCAAUCAUUUCAAUUGCGAUAUACUUUUUUCUGAUUCUCAAGCAAGCGAGAUAUUUUGGACCUCAGAGAAGGGAAAUUGUUUGCGGUAAAUCUUACCAUUGUUAUUGCAACAUGAGCUUUCUUGUCACAGGCUUAGAAUCUGGUUUCGAUGGCGCAAGCUCCGAAUCUGCAUCGUGAGCAAUCAACCACACCUUUAGUUGUCAAGCAACCUGGACUGGAGAUGUCCACAGUUCAAAGUGAACUAGAUUUGUCAUAUAGGCAACCCUAUCAAGGCAUAACCAUUCCAGAGGCUUAUGAGCGUCUAAUUCUUGACACAAUUAAAGGUGAUCAGCAACAUUUUGUUCGAAGAGAUGAGUUGAAGGCAUCUUGGGAGAUCUUCACCCCACUUUUGCAUCACAUUGAUAAAAGGGAGUUCAAGCCAAUCCCUUACAAACCUGGAAGCAGAGGUCCUGCAGAAGCUGAUGCAUUGCUAGAAAAAGCUGGAGCUGCGGCGUAUAAAGCCAGUUUCGACCACAAUGUGGCUUCUUGGUGUCAUCCUCGAGCUCCAAACCUUUGAUAUUUUAACCUGCGUCAAAGAUUCUCACUAUGGUUACUUGGAAGAUAGGCGUCCGGGCAUCCAUAUGUGGUGACAUCAUUACUGGCAGAGACUAUACUAUUAUGGGAACCAACUCUAGAGGCUGAAGCUCUUGCAGCUCAGAAGAUAGUAUUAGGAUGGAGUCAAUAGUUUGUGUAGAGCUGAAAAGCCCUUUCACUUUCCUUUUAGAUUAUCUGUAUUCUAAAGAUCUUCUUUGGACGAAAGAGGUUGCCAUUGGUUCUCAGAUGAAAAACAAUAAUAACUAAUCUUUUACAAGAAUCUAAUUUUGGUUUGGUUUUGU